AUGGAGACUCCCGUCACUCCUGCCGCCACCUCCUCUCCUUCGCACCGCUCCCGCUCCACGCCCGGCACGCACUGCCGAGCACUGACCGUCAAUCUCAUGGAAUUGCUGGAGAGCAGCAGUUGCAGCGGGAGGGAAGAUGAGAGUGGAUGGGCGGAUGUGGGCAGUAGUAGUGGCACAGCGGCAUACGCGGCAUUUGACCCAGAACAACUAUGGCAGGCCGCCGCUCCUGUCGAUAAUAUUCUUCCUGUUAGCAUGGCAACGGCAGCAGCUGCUGGUGGUGGUGUUAUGAUGGAUGCCAAUCAUCAUCAUAAUGAUAGUGAAAAGGAUGUAGAAGGGAGUACUGGGGCUUCUUCGAAUUGUGUGUUGAUUGUGUUUGGUGUGGGUCCACUCAAUCCAGAAGAACUGCUUUCACAACCUCAAACUAGUAGUACUUUCUCAGGUGGAUCUGUAAUGCAAUUUCUUAUCUCAAGAACUGAUUUUAUGGAUCAUCUGUUAUUCUCUUCUCUAUCAUUACCCUCUGGAACAUGUGACUGUAAAGAAGAUCCCAUGAAGAAUGAAGAAAGGGAUAAUGGGAUAGAAAAAACAAAACUUCUUGUGAAAGAAGAUGGUCACAAGGAAAUUUUAUUGUUUACGGACGUUAAUAUUGAAAGACCAGAUGAUAUUCGAGCAAUUUCUGUAGUGUACGUACAAUUAACAAAGGAAGAGUGUAGAGUAACAGAUAAAGAGGCGGCACAACAUCGUGCAUCACAAGUUAUUAAAACCAUUCAAACACUUUUUCUUGGUUCUUCACAAACAAUAUUUUGGGUAGAUUUCACAGGUAUUCUAGACCCUACUAGAACUGAGGUUCAAAAGGAACUUCGUGAUGCGUGGUGGACUUUAGUCGUCACCUCCGCAAGUGGUUCUCUUAAUAGUUCUACUCUUCGUUUAAUAGCUCUCGUAAAUCCUUCAGCUAUACCACAGUUGCAUAAAGAGUUUGAACAUUUAGAAGAAGCAGUGAGACCACGAGAUUGUUCUCAUACUACUAUUAUUGAAAAAAAUAUAUCAUCUCCAAAACCAAUGAUAGGAUCCCCAUUAACAUGGUAUUGUACAGAUGAGAAUGCUGAUGUUAGGACUCUCAUAGAUAUUGGUCUAUCAAAUGCUAAAGGAAAGAACAAUAUCAUUAAGGAUGAGUUGAUACAGUCAAUGGAUACAAACAUAUUGACGUGCCAUGGUACGAAAAACAAUCCUGAAACCUGUACGGAUGGGGAAGCGUCAGUAACAGAUAAGGAUGAUGAUGAUGACGAUGAUGAUAGUUAUGAUGAUGAUGAGUGUGAGUUAAUUUGGGAAAGACAUCUGAGAGUGAUGACUAAAGGUGGGAAUGACAAGGUUGUGAAGGUUUGUCCUCCUCCUCCUCCUCCUCCUCCUUCAUCUUCUUCUUCUUCUUCUUCAGCAGCAACAGCAACGGCAACUGCAACAUCGGAGGAGGAUACGAAUGUUAAGGUUAGGGAGGAGAAUGAUGAGAAUGAGUUUAUAUGGCAAAAGUAUGUUGAAGAUUUGAACAUAUCUGUUAAAGAAUUACCCUCACAUGAGGUAUCUAAUAGUGUUUCAGCUUUGUUUAUUGAAUGUUCCUCUGAAACUACUUUGUCAAGUUCACUUAGUACGGAUACAUCUAUACGAGAUUUGCUAGUCUUGUGGUCUGCGCUUGGCAUUCAACACUCACCACGCUUGAUUGUUGUUAUAGCUGAUGGCGAUUAUUACUUUGAAAAUACAUUGUUAUCUUGGGUGAAAAUUCCAUGUGCUCAGAAUGCACUCAUAUUUCCUAUUUUUGUCGUGAGUGAACUUAACAUUCAUUCUAGUGAUGACAAUGUACGAAGAGAGUCAUUGCCUUCCAUACCAACUAACCAUAAACAUAAGGAAUCAUUAAUGUGUUAUGAUAAGUUUGUUCGGGUACUCACAUUUGCUGUUGAGUACUUUGGAAUUGAUGUUCAUUCAAGUGCUUGCCUUGCUAUGAAUAAUAAUCCCUUUCAGCAGGUAGCAGAUCAACUAGGCUUUCAAGCUGUAGGUGAUUACCAGUAUAUUUCCUCUUGGGUUACACAAAUGAAUGGAGAGGAGGCAACAGAACUAUCAAUGAUACAAAAAAUGUUAGAUGUAGAAGCGGCACGUGAGAGUGCUUUCCUAGAGUUGUGCCAUACAAAUUCCUUAGCUCAAUUACUACGUGAUUAUCCACGAAGACCGGAAUUAUUCAUGCAGCGAGUAAAUAACAUGCGAGUGGGAAUUACACGUCCUGUUGUCUGUGAUGCUGUAGCACUGGUCUCUACAGUUCCAACAGAAACACGUCUGGGUGGAGCAUCUAAUUCCAUUCUUUUGUUUUUCACAGAGGAACAAUUAUCCAAUGUGUACCGUUUUAUGAUUUCUUUCUUCACAAGAGAAGUCUUUUCCAUUGCUGUGGAUAUUGUGAGAUCUCACAAUAGUGAUUACUUCUCCGGUCAUCACUUCGCGACGGUUGGGUACUUUCGAUAUGAACUGACCAGUUGGGUUCGGCGGCAUGUGCUGGUGGCUCUCCACAUGGACUUCCAGCCAUUCCUCGCCCUCGCUGGUGAUCAAAGCGGAGGAACCACAACACCGCCGCAUUGGUCUCGUGUGAUUCGACACAUGUCCUGCACCUGCACACCGCGGCGACAUGAGAAACUUCUCUACACAGAGACAGGCGAGAAGAAGUGUCGUCAUGUCGCACAGUUAUUAUAUUGGUUUCUGAGAAAAUGUGUGAAACACACCACCUCCAUCAUGUCUUCAUCCCAUUCGCAGUUUGUGCGUCCCAACACUCGUCAACAACGCCGUCUUCGAGGUUCUCGACUAGCACCAUGUACAACUUCCACUGUAAAGCAACACGCAGAGGAGAGGGAGAAGGAAGAAGAAGAAGAAGGUGAUGAUGAUGAAACGGUGAAGAAGAAGACUAUGAGGAGGAGUAAGAAUACGAAUAACAAUAAAAAGAUGAGAAUGGAUGAGGGAGAUUUCUCUUCACCUCCGUUAGAAAUAGUUGACGUGACAGCAGGGGGUAAUAAUACCGCUCAAGCAGGUAGAGAGGAAGUUCAACCCCUUACUAAUGAUGGUGAUGUAAGUUUGCUAGAGUUCGCCGCUUUGUUGGGAAUAACUUGA
Molecule: messenger RNA, 3135 nt
Organism: Trypanosoma theileri
Lineage: Eukaryota; Euglenozoa; Kinetoplastea; Trypanosomatida; Trypanosomatidae
Exons: 1
Coding region: 1-3135 (1044 amino acids)
Source: RefSeq, a predicted model, not a curated record